CAAAGAGCAGUCUUGUUUUCUCCUCUCAAAGAAUCGACGUCUUAGUCAUAUGGUUUCUAGAAGUGAAACGUUUUAUUUUAGGCUUGACAUAUGGUUGGAUUUGAUGCUAUGAAAAGAAGAGGUAUGUUGUUAUAAAUUGUGAGUUGGAGUUGUUGUUUUGAAAAAUCAAUCUGUGCAAAUGGAAGAUAUUGAGGUGAAUAACGCUAAAAAGGACUUUGGAGGUUCCCUUCCUGUUGAGAAUGUGCAAGAACUAGCUUCUACUGAUUUGCAAAACAUCCCACAUCGAUACAUCCGACCUGAAAUCAACCCUGAUGAAGUUUCAACGGAUGAAUCUUCGCAGAUCCCCAUUAUCGACGUGGCCAAGCUUACUUGUGAAUGUUUAGGAUAUGAACUUGAAAUGGCAAAACUUCACCAGGCUUGCGAAGAAUGGGGCUUUUUUCAGGUGAUUAAUCAUGGAGCACACAGCGUACUCGAAAAAAUGAAGGUUGUCACAGAUGAAUUCUUCAAGUUGCCACUAGAACAGAAAAUGGCCUAUGCACAGUUACCAAACAGCAUUGAGGGAUAUGGUCAAGCAUUUGUCGUAUCCGAGGAUCAAAAACUCGACUGGGGCGACAUGUUGUUUCUCAUUUCUUUACCACUCACAAACAGAAACUUGCGAUUUUGGCCGAACAUUCCCACCUCUUUCAGAUCAACCCUUGAUGAAUACUCGUCUGAGUUGCAUAAAAUCUGCAUCGGCCUCAUCAAAGCGAUGGGAACUAAUCUCGGGUUGGAGGUCGAGAAACUUAGUAGCAUGUAUCAAGAUGGCACACAAGGAAUCAGAAUGAACUACUAUCCACCUUGUGGGCAAGCAGACCAGGUCUAUGGCCUUGCGCCGCACUCUGAUGCGACAGGGCUAACUUUACUGGUUCAAGUCAAUGAAGUUGAAGGCCUGCAAAUCAGGAAAAAUGGCAAAUGGCUGCCAAUUAGGCCCUUUCCAGGAGCCAUCAUUGUUAACAUUGGUGAUAUUCUAGAGAUAACGAGCAAUGGCAAAUACAGAAGCAUUGAGCACAGAGCUGUGGUUAAUUUCCAGAGAGAGAGACUUUCAAUGGCGGCGUUUCAUGGACCAAAUAUGACAGCGAAAAUCGGACCUCUGCAAGAGUUUGCCAAAGAAAAUGGAGCUAAGUACAGAACAUUGGACAAUGAGGACUACAUAAAAUUAGUCAUCAAGAGCAAACUUGAUGGUAAAAGCUUGCUGGAUCAGCUGAGAAUCAGCCAUUGAAUAAAUGUAAUGAUCCAAUUGUAAUAUUUGGGGGUUUUCUUCUUUUUUUUUUUUUUUUUUGUUUUCUCCUCUCAGAACUGAGUCAUUUGGGCCAUCAGGUCAAUGACUUACCUGAAGAGAUGGUUUACAAAUCCAAUGCAUUUGGUUGGUCAUUCAGUAUUGAGAUGAUUAAACAAAUACAUCAGACGUUUUACGUCAUAAUUUGCAUUUUCUAACAUGAGUUGGUUAUGAACAACGAUAUUAUUAACGGUUCGUCAAAUGGUAGAUCUUCUCACAUAUGAUAUGAUUUCAGGAUUGCACUGUCUGUUUGGAAGGUUUUCUGGUGUGUGCUUUUGUUUUAUUCAUCAAAAAUGUAUAAAAUUAUAUCGAAAAGGAUUUAAUGUGAAAAGCCUAGCUUUUAUAUAGAGCUAUAGUCGAA
Oldenlandia corymbosa var. corymbosa is the source of this 1676-nucleotide messenger RNA. NCBI's taxonomy places the organism in Eukaryota, Viridiplantae, Streptophyta, Magnoliopsida, Gentianales, Rubiaceae. The record is from the annotation of a GenBank genome assembly.